ACGUGUCAGGAUCCCGGAAGAAGCUUGUUGUUUCUAGAAGGGACCUGGGAGCAGCGAGGAGUUUCUAUUAGGAAGAAUCGAGCUAUCGAUGGAGGGUGAUCCUAAGACGUUGGCUGCCAUGGCUGAUUCUUUGAAGGUCUCAGACCCAGGAGGACAUCCAGAUGGCCAGAGCACUAGAAUGCAGGAUGAGGACUGUUUUUAUGACUGUGAGGAGACCUUUCAUGCAGAGAGAACGUCACCGGCCAUAAAUCAAACAGAGAUGACCCACAGUGAAGGGACAGUGAAUGGAUUACAGACAGAAUCCAAUAGAAAUCCUGACACGGGUGAAGAAUCAGCACAGGCUUCUAAUCCGUUUGAAGGAAAUGCUGCUACAAGGGGACAUGAGCCACCGGAGAAAGAUGGAGUGCUGGGAGAAGAAGAGUAUGAAAGGAUUGAAGAGGAAGACGAAAGGAAGAAGGAUACGGACUCGGAAUUCAAGGAGGAGGCAACAAAGCCUAGUGAGUAUGAUGACGAGUAUUUACGAGAAGCAGAGAAAAACCUGACGGAGGAAGAGAAAGAGAGCAGAAAAGUCGAGAGCAUGGCACUGAAAGAAAAGGGCAACGCACAGUUUAAGAACCGGGAGUAUGUCGAGGCUCAGAAAUCGUACACUGAUGCACUGGCAGUCUGUCCUGUGUGUUACAGCAAGCAGCGGUCCAUCCUCUUCUCGAACCGAGCUGCAGCACGGAUGCACCUGGAAGAGAAAACGGAUGCCAUCAGUGACUGCACUAAAGCCAUCGAGCUGAAUCCAGACUAUGUGCGUGCCAUCCUGCGAAGAGCAGAGCUUUAUGAGCAGACCGAGAAGCUUGAUGAAGCUCUGGAGGACUACAAGACUGUGCUGGAGAAAGACCCCGGCAUCCCGGCAGCAAGAGAAGCCUGCGGUAGAUUACCACGACAGAUUGAGGAGCGAAAUGAGAAACUGAAAGAAGAGAUGCUGGGUAAACUUAAGGAUUUGGGCAACAUGAUUUUGCGUCCUUUCGGCCUCUCCACUGCCAACUUCCAGGUCAAACAGGAUGAUAACACAGGGUCCUACUCUGUUAACUUUGUUCAGAAUCCCAACAACAACAACAGAUAGCAGCGUGGAGACUCUUUCUCAAGCUACCAGACGAAAGCAGCAGCAUGGCAUCAACAUGUUCAUCAGUGUAUUGUGGUGCACUACAAUUCUGCUUACAUUAUACGCAAAAAUGAAUCUGGAUUAUCACUACUUGGCUACUGGUUUUCUUGAUCGGUGUUGAUAUUACAUUAUCAAAGCUCAGAGCUCCUUCCAAAUUGACUUUCCGUUGGACUCGGUGUAAUAAAGAAACCACAAAUAGGAAUCUUAUAACCAUAAAAAAAAAAAUUCUAGUUUAAGUUUGUAAGAAAGCUACAAUGCUAAACAUUAAUGCUAAUUUAUUUUAUGGAAUGUAAUAGGAAUUAUGUCAAAAUAAAAUAACCCAGUUGAGAGCAA
This is a messenger RNA of Neoarius graeffei (lesser salmon catfish), 1483 nucleotides long. It is a transcript of the gene ttc1, whose product is annotated as tetratricopeptide repeat domain 1. The transcript is spliced from 8 exons. Bases 89 to 1111 code for a protein of 340 amino acids. The record is from RefSeq and is a predicted model, not a curated record. Lineage: Eukaryota; Metazoa; Chordata; Actinopteri; Siluriformes; Ariidae. Gene Ontology annotation, molecular function: protein binding.